Messenger RNA from Sorghum bicolor (sorghum), 1229 nucleotides. Its product is annotated as F-box/kelch-repeat protein At1g80440. Gene Ontology annotation, biological process: regulation of phenylpropanoid metabolic process; negative regulation of cytokinin-activated signaling pathway. The record is from RefSeq and is a predicted model, not a curated record. Bases 3 to 1124 code for a protein of 373 amino acids. The transcript has a single exon. Lineage: Eukaryota; Viridiplantae; Streptophyta; Magnoliopsida; Poales; Poaceae. Gene Ontology annotation, molecular function: protein binding.
CGAUGGCCGACCUCAUCCCGGGGCUCCCUGAGGACAUGGCCAGGGAGUGCCUGCUGCGCGUGGGGUUCCAGCACCUCCCCACGGCGCGCCGCGUCUCGCGCGGCUGGAAGGCGGAGCUCGAGUCGCCGUCCCACCACCGCUCCCGCCGUCGCCACGCGCUCCUCGCGCUCGCGCAGGCGCGGCCGCCGCUCGCCGGCUCCGGCCCGGCUCGCAAGUACGCCGCAUCCGGCGCCGGAUACUCCUUCCGCCUCGUGCUCCACGACCCGGCCGCCGCCGCCGGCGACGGCGGCUCGUGGGCGCCGCUGCCCGCGCCCGCGCACGCUCCCCUCGCCCGCCUCCCGCUCUUCUGCCAGCUCGCCGCGGUCGGCGAGGGCGGCCCGGCGGCGAAGCUGCUGGUGCUGGGCGGGUGGGACCCCGAGACGUGGGCGCCGACGGCGUCGGUGCACGUGUACGACUUCCUGUCCGGCGCGUGGCGGCGCGGCGCGGACAUGCCGCCGCCGCGCCGGUCCUUCUUCGCGUGCGCGGCCGUCGGCGGCAAGGUGUUCGUCGCGGGGGGCCACGACGAGGAGAAGAACGCGCUGCGGUCGGCGGCCGCGUACGACGUCGAGGCCGACGCGUGGACGCCGCUCCCGGACAUGGCAAGGGAGCGGGACGAGCCCAGGGGCGUCUGCGUCGGCGGGAGGUUCGUGGUCGUCGGCGGGUACCCGACGGUGGCGCAGGGCCGGUUCGCCGGCUCUGUGGAGGCGUUCGACCCGGCCACGUCGUCGUGGGGCCCCGUGCAGGAACGGGUGAUCGAGGAUGGCGCGUGCCCGAGGACGUGCUGGGCCGCGCCGGACGCCGCCGCCGCGGGGAGCAGGAUGUACAUGUACAUGCUCCGCGACGGAUGCGUCGUGGCGCGGGACGCCGAGGGCGGCGGCAGGUGGCGAACGCUGGCAUGCCUGCCGGAGGACGCGCGCGGCGCGACGACGGUCGCAGCCAUCGGGGACGGCCGCGUCGUCGUCCUUGGCGCCGAGCAGACGGUGUACGUGUUGAGCCACAACCAGGCGACGCCGUCGUGGACGCGGGUCGCCGCGCCGCUGGAGUUCGCCGGACAUGUGCAGGCAGCAUGCUGUGUACAGAUAUAGUGAUGUAUAGUACUCUGUACCAGUACUCCAUUUGGCUACAAAGUUGUCAGUGGAUGGAUAAUCUUCCCUAAAGAGAAAAAGAGCAUGGAUAAUCUCGAUACUGCA